Messenger RNA from Trachemys scripta elegans, 7051 nucleotides. RefSeq names its product solute carrier family 8 member B1 (gene SLC8B1). The transcript has 15 exons. The record is from RefSeq and is a predicted model, not a curated record. NCBI's taxonomy places the organism in Eukaryota, Metazoa, Chordata, Testudines, Emydidae. Gene Ontology annotation, molecular function: calcium:sodium antiporter activity. Bases 1140 to 2921 code for a protein of 593 amino acids. Gene Ontology annotation, biological process: calcium export from the mitochondrion; intracellular calcium ion homeostasis. Gene Ontology annotation, cellular component: membrane.
GGGUGGCUGCCUGUUUGCUCUGUGGGAAUCGACAGCCCGGACACACAUUAGCCCGGCCCAGCCCCGUGCAGGAAGCCAGCGGGCGCGUAUCGCCAUUCAGCCCGGAUCUGGGCGCUGGAGCCGCCUCUGCGGGGGAAAGCGAAGUUCCUCGCGGGGAGGGCUGGGGCAGCGCGGCUCGCUCCGGUCCCGGGGGUUCGUAUUGGGAAAGUUUAUGGCGUGGAUUAAACGCGCCCGCGCUCCCCCGGGGCCAACGCCAGUGAGCUCAGGGGUGGCCCGGUUCAGCUUUUGCAAUGUCCAGGUUUUAUCCUGAAGUGCGGGCGCCUGGGGUCACGGUUGGAAGAACCGCCGGGCCCCCCAGCCCUGUUUACUCCCCGGCGUGCUGAGGCUGGCGUUUUGCAAGCCCUGGGCAGGCAGAAGAGGCCAGAGGCUUUGAUGACACCUUCCCAGCUGGAAGGGCCAGAUCUGUCUUUGCAACCCUUCGCUUCCCCGAGGCGUCCUGUAUAUAAACCCCCAGCCCGGUCACCUCUCACCUGUGCUGCACAGGUGCCGAAGCCCAGUCCCUGCCAACUUCAAAUGACAAGGGACAGUGCAGGGAAGCCAGGCUGUGACUCCACUACCCCAGCCCAGGCCUCUGUGACCGCAGAAUGGGCCGGGGGGCGCUUUAAAGGAGCCUGGAGCUGUUCAGACAGGAGCCAGCCGCAUUUCGUGCCAUGCUGUGGCCAGGACAGUGGUGGGUGGAUGGUGAGGACACUCUGCCUGUUUUACUUUCACUGUAGUUUUUUCUUUUUUUAAAACUUCCUUGUACUUGGUCAUCUUUGGCUCCUGCGUGGAUGCUGAAAGUGGAGUUAAGGAGCUCUGCCUACUUUAGUGUCUUUGCCUUUUUCUCUCCGCCCGGGAAGCGGCGUGUAACAGAAGCCCAGGCAUUGCAGCGGUAAAAAAACAUUCAUUAGCCCAUGGGUUACUUCUCUAUUUCGAUCAACGGCUGAAAUUGCAAAAUUGACCAAGCAAACCUAGACACCCAAGGAAACAGAUGUUGGAGGCGACUGCUCCAGAGAGAAGCUGAGGUGCCGUAAUCCAAGGGCCUGGCUUUAGGGUGAGAAGGAGGUGCAGUGAACCCAGACACCGUGAACUGCCUCAGGAUGGCCCUAGCGCCUGUGAGCUGCAUUCUGGGGCUGCUUUGGACGCUGAGCUGCGGGGCUGGUGCUUCAGGAGCCGACUCUGGAUCACGGGGUGUUGGGAGCCGAAUGCCCCCCCAACUGGAAAUCGGGAAUGAGGCUGAUGGCAUCCAGUAUGCCCAGCACCAGGACAGGCCUGUAGAUUGCUGGGAAGUACGGACCCAGAACAGCUCCAAGUGGUGCCACUUCAUCCAGACCAACCCGGACUGCCAGAUGGACAGCGGCUUCCUCAACUACCUGAACGGGGUCUUCUGCGUCUUCCCCUUGGGGCUGCUGCCGCUGGUGGUGACCUUAUACGUGCUCUGGCUGCUGUAUCUGUUCCUCAUCCUGGGAGUGACAGCUGAGAAGUUCUUCUGCCCCAACUUAUCUGCGAUCUCCACCAAUCUGAGACUGGCCCACAACGUAGCAGGCGUCACCUUCCUGGCCUUUGGGAACGGCGCGCCCGAUGUCUUCAGUGCUGUGGUGGCGUUCUCCGACCCCCGGACUGCCGGGCUGGCUAUCGGCGCUCUCUUUGGCGCGGGCGUGUUUGUGACCACGGUGGUGGCUGGCGGGAUCGCCCUGCUCAAGCCCUUCACGGUGGCCUCCAGGCCAUUCCUCAGGGAUGCCGUCUUCUACAUGGUGGCCGUGUUCCUGACCUUCACAGUGCUGUACUUCCGGAGGAUCACCCUGGCGGGGGCGCUGAGCUACCUCGGGCUGUACAUCUUCUACGUUCUGACAGUCGUGAUCUGCACCUGGAUUCACAGGAGGCAGCGUGGGGAAGGGUUGUCCCCUGCCGGCUCCGGCCAGCCAGAUCGUGCGUCUGACCCGGAAGAUGAGGAUUCCCUCUCCUCCAGCGUUCACAGUGAGGAGUACGAGGAGGAAUACCGGCCCCUGCUCCCCUCCGAGGAGGGGACUCUACAGAUCCUGACCAAGUCCGUGAACCCUCUGGAUCGCAGGAAGUGGAGGAGGAAAUCCUGCUACUGGAGAUUCCUCAAGGUUUUCAAGAUGCCGGUGGAGUUCGUGAUGCUGCUCACGGUGCCUGUGGUGGAUCCCGAUCAGGAGGACCACAACUGGAAGAGACCUCUCAACUGCCUGCACCUGAUCACCAGCCCCUUGGUCUGCAUCCUCACGCUGAAAUCUGGUGCCUAUGGGCUGUAUAAAAUCCAGGGGGUCUUCCCAGUCUGGGACCUGGGAAUCCUGAUUGGUGCUUUCCUGGCUGCUAUUGUCUUCUGCACUACAAAGAACGAGGAGCCGCCCAAGUAUCACUGCGUGUUCGCCUUCCUGGGUUUCUUGGCCAGCGCCCUGUGGAUUAACGCAGUCGCCACCGAGGUGGUCAACAUCCUGCGGACCUUAGGCGUGGUCUUCCAGCUGAGCAACACCGUGCUGGGCCUGACGCUGCUGGCCUGGGGGAACAGCAUCGGCGACACUUUCUCGGACCUCACCAUGGCGCGGCACGGAUACCCCCGCAUGGCCUUCUCUGCUUGCUUUGGGGGCAUCAUCUUCAAUAUGCUGGUGGGAGUGGGACUGGGCUGUUUGCUGCAGAUGACAAGCAGCCAGCUGGCAGUAAAGCUGGAGCUGGAUGGUCUUCUGGUCUGGAUUCUGGCUGGAGCACUGGGGCUGAGUCUGGUCUUUUCCUUCAUAUCCGUGCCGGCUCAGUGCUUCCAGCUGGGCCGAGGGUACGGGGUCUGCCUCCUCCUCUACUACCUGGCCUUCCUCACGGUAGCGUUGCUGACAGAGUUCAAGGUGAUCCAGCUCCCUGCCCCUUGACGGCAUCGCUGCCGGACGCCAUCUUGUCUCUUAGCACCUCUGGCGAGAAUGGUGGGAGCGGGGUGACGAGCCUGCAGGGCUUGGACCAACAGGCGACAGCGGGAUGGUCAGAUGCAGGAGAGCAACUGGCAUGAGACUUUCCACAUUCGCUGGCUGGGCCAGUUCUAUUCCCAGUGAAUCACUGAAGGACACGCCACCAGGAGGGGAGGGAGACGGAGCUCCCUUCCUGGCGAGCACAGCUCUGGACACGUAUCCAUUUCUCUACGCUGAAGGCAUUAUGACAAUUGGAACUUCCCACCUGGAGGGCGCGUGCUUUUGAUCCUGUACACUAAGGUUCCCAUGACCCUGCCGCCCCAGGAAAGGAAACUGGAGCGGCAGGAGGUGAGGCUACAUUGCCGCACUGUUUAGACAUCCUCUGGCCCAGGGGCUACCCAGCCAAAUGAGAGGUCAACCUGGGGCUGCCGGGACUUCGUCACUGGGACUCCACUGCCAGUAUUAACUUCCAAUUGAUUAUUUUAAGGAAAGGGAUCAUUUAGAUUUAGAACCGGGACUGUUUUGUUAAUUAAAGAAAGAUUGGUUUUCAGAGGAAGGCUUUGCAUUACAUUUUAAAUGGGGAUCAGUUUAAAUCCCUGCUGCCGUAAGUGGCAUUUUGCAGCUGCACAGAAAGGGCAGGUUUUUUAGCCUUCCCCCUAUAUGACAAGUGAUCAUUAUUCAUGGGACAAUAAAGCAAUUCUGUGAAAUGACCGUUUCAGUGCAACUUGGAAAGACUUGUCAGUGCUCCAGUGGUCUCGCUACGUACCCUCUUAGUCUCUGGAAAACGAGGUUAGGCUCACAUGCUUUACGGAAGGGUUACAAAAUAAAACGUUCAGUGGUUUCUGCCUAGUGACUCUUUGUGCAAUGCCUAUGACUGGGGCUCACAGGAGCUAUUACAGUACAUCUGUCCACCCAUGGAGCAGUGGGGAAAUACAUCACUGCAGCAGGAACGACAGACGCAGGAAGGGCAAAUGCAGCAGUGCUGUGGCAGAAGCUUGUACCAUACCCAGCAGUGCUGGGAGUACAUUUCUGUUGCUCUAGUGCUGACGGGAAGUAGCAAUCGUCUCCCUUCAAUAGUGAAGGACCCCUGAACAGCAGUCACGAGUGGAUUAGUUUGCCAUUAAAGAAGAAAACAAUCCUCUUGGUUUCCUAGGAAAUUGCAUUGUCAGGGCUUUCUUUAAUCCUGGGUCAGCACUGUGCUUGGAUUGAGUGACCACAAGGGUUAGUCAUCGGGCCUUGUGCAACAGGGAUGGCAAGAAGCCUGGUGAAAUAAACUUAUCCAUCGACACACAGGCAGCUCAAGGAGUGGAGACGGCAUGAGGGGGAGAAGAAAUAGUGGUGAACAUUUGGAGUUGGAGUUGUGGCAGCGUCAAAUGCCCGGAAAAGUGAACUGCACAAUUCCAAGAGAUUGUUCUCAGGUGCCAAAUCUGCACAAGAUUUAAAAACCAUCUAAAAGUGAUAUUAAAAAAAAGCCCAUUUUCAACAGUGACAGGCUCUUAGGAUCUUAUAUCUCACUGAAAGUAAGACACACCUGGGCUCCUAAGUCACAUACAAAAAUGGGAUCUAGGCACUUCUGAAAAUUUCACUCCAGACCACAAGGGACAACUCUGGAAAGGAAGCAGCCAAUUUACAGAAUCCUAGGGUUACUUAGCAUUUUAAAUGUAUCGCAGCAGAAGUUUCCGGCAACUUUUAGAGGGGGGGGCAACAGGGAGGGUCUCUGUGCCUAGCAACUGCAAUCUAAGGACAGGGAUCCUCUCAGUUUGGCAAUAGCUCACCCACGAACCAGGUUAUUGAAACGGACACAGGAAAGAGGAGCGAGGCAGCUGUCUUUAUGUAGCAGAGGGUGUUUUUAUUAAUGUGCCUGAAAAUCUACAGACUGUUGUACAGACCUGUCCAUAAAGUUAUUUAUAAACAAACCGCCAGCAUACAAAACCCUGCAGUGUUUCCUCCCUUAUCCCUACAAAAUGAUUGUCUUUGUAGUUACGGUAAGUCAGUGUCUACGAAGGGGAUGGGGAGGACAAUUGGAAGGGGAUGCCCCGUACUCAAACUUUUUUCCCUUGCGACUGUUAAGUCCUUUGGAAAAAGUAACCUCUACAAACCUCCUCAGUUUGAAAAAAAUAUAUAUAUACACACAGUGGACAUUUCAGGCCAGAUCAAAAUCUCAGCAGUAAAACCACAGAAGGGCAGAGUAGCACUUUUACUCUGGAACACGUCUUUCAGCAAUUUUGUGCACCCUUCAUCACGAGUUCUCUCUUGAAAACUCCAUGUUUUGCAGGUUCAUACCCCCUUUCUAUAGUCCCGGUGCCCCCAGGAGUGCAAAAAGGCCUGAAUGAUGGCUUUGAAAAUUGUCUUUUUUUACUUCCCUAACAGCUGCAUUUGUUUUUAACCCCUACAAUCCUGGUGCUUUCCAUCCUGCCAGCAACGAAUAGAAGUUGUGCUUCUGAGCAUCUAGAGACUAGGGUAGAGUGGAACGCCAGAGCUAGGAUUCCAGGCGUAGCAGCAGACGUGCUCUUUUCAGGGUUGCCCAUCAGUGAGUGUCCUGGAUGUGAGACACACAAUUUGGAAAACGGCCCCGAUUUCUCAAGAGGGAAGCUCGGCAGGGCUCAGGUGUCCUGUCAUAACUCUGGAGUCCGUUGCACACAAAAAGGAAGCAGAGAGUUUCAUUUGAGUAUCCAAUGAAUUCCCAGAAUGCAGCAGUGAGGACAAGCAGCAUGCAGUGGGUGCAGGUGUGGUGACUACCAUCUCAUUCACUUAAUCAGAACACUCUGAACCACUACCCAUAGAGGGGGAGGUUGUCAAAACCACGUGAGACUUAAAUCAUCAGGAACUGGGCUCUUAAGACAUUGAGAUGCUUUUGAAAAAUCUCACCAUAGGCCAUAAUGGGAAUGACAAAGCAACUCCUAAAUGAACAGUGCAGCCAGCUGUGGAAACUUUCCCUUCCUUUUCUCAAUAUAGUGCGAUAUGGUCCUUCACAGUGGGUCUAGAACUCCAAGGAUGAGGGGGUAUUAGGAUUAAUGCUGUCUGAUUUAGGAGGGAGGCAGUCUCCCAUGCAAUAGUUUUGGAGUGCAGAUUGCCAAAGGGAUUCCUAAAGGUUCACUUCAUUUAGAGGGGCCCACCCACUGGAGGCAGCAAAUUUCAAAGGUGAGAUGCCAUGGCAACCUCUCCUUUGAACUGCCAAUGCACAUGUGCCAUGACUAUAUGCUUUUAGAAUACUUAGCACUUUCCAUACACAGACCGUGGCAUGCUUUACGCAAGUGGGUUUCGUUACUCCCAUUGUGGGGAAACAGAAGCACACACAGAUUAAGUGACCUUGCCUAUGGUCCCGGAGCAAGUCAGAGCACAGAACAGAGCAGAGCUGCCUCUAUAUAUGAUACAGAAGGGCAGGUGGAUGGAAGAGUUGAUUUCCACAUCUCUAAGUCCAGUUCUCCCAUUAGAAAAGCUUCCCAAACUGGCCCUGAUUCAUAAAAUCGUGGUUCCCAGAGCUCGCAAGAGAGAAGGCAAAGGAGAAAAGUUCCCUUGUGGUCACGUCAACCUGCCUGGGAAAUCAAAGGUGACGUUACCCCGUUGGUGACUGCACAGAGAUGCUGUGCAGGCACAUGCACACACACCUCCCCAGCACUUCUCAAUCCAGCCCCACUGAAGCUCAGUCACUAACCUUGUGCUGUCUCAUUCUCAUACCAGGCAAAGAUCUUCCACUUAUAAACUGGAGGGUGGAAUGGCAAAGGCUCAGCAUCACCGUCCUGUGGAAUUUGCAUCUCACCUACUGACAGAUCGCCAGAGUUUUGGGAUUUGUCAAAUGGCUUCCAGCCUGCAUAGCACAGAACGCUAGAGAGAGAACUUUGAUAGCUUCAGCAAGGGCAUUGAUCCAGAACUCGGUCAAGUCUCAUCACUUUUAGUAAGGAUCCAAAGAACUACUGGAUCUCAGUCCUACAGCCGUCCUCCAAAGAACGGAUUUAAGAGGUUGGAUGAGCUACUCAGGAAUGAAACAGGGAGUGUCUCUAGAAUGGUCAAUAAGCGUAGGUAGUUAGAAAGAGGCAGAAUGGGUGUAGAUUGAAGUGGUAAACUUCUCAUCCAACCCCACCUUGCUGGAUACUAGA